GACGGGGAACCAGACCAAUGUCAUAUAUGUUUGUAAUCAUGGCGUCGUUGCUGCCAACGGACGGACUUUUGCUGGAUGUUAGCGCCCAAGCACCGUCUCCGUCCAAAGAUUUCAACCAGUUUAUGAUCAACAAUAAAGAGGUAGUUUGGAGGACAUGGAAGAUUACACUUCGUAAUGACUACCGUCGACUGGCGCCAGGAGAAAUGAAAGAAUCUCAUGAAGACUUCACAUUUGAUGAUCGCAUGCAAUUUGACGUCGGUCGGGUAUUCGGCGAGACAACACUGGAGUAUGCCAAGGAGCUGUGCAAGGGAAACAUCGACUACUUGGUACGGAUGCCCCGCCCGCUGCUCAUCUACAUGGUCUCAUACUUGGAGUUGGAGGACAUCGCGGCGCUGUCCCAGACAUGCAAGCUGAUGUACGAAAUUUGCAACACUGAAGCAUUAUGGGAGCAGAUAUACGAGACGCACUGCGACACGGUGACAGACGAGAUGCGAUCACUGGCCCACGAGAUGGGUUGGAAGCGAAUGUUCUUCACCAAUAAGCUUCAACUGCAGGUCAAGCUGAGAAGACACCAGAAGAAGCAGGAAUCGCCGGACGGUGGAACAACAUUCCUGACAGACUCGUAAGUCGACAGAAGACGAAGCAGAUCUCUGAUUCCAUCUUAUAACAUAUUCAGGCAAAAAGAUAUUCCAUUCUAAAACAAUCAGGGAUUUUAUGGGCGGGCAGAUACUGGGUUUUUUUGGGGGGGGGUGUGAUUUUGGUGAUUAGUGUGUUAGGUAAAUUACUAGAGGACCAAUGUUUAUAGUAUAGGUUACAGUAAGCAUAACAUUUCUGCUUACUGUAAGCUUGAAGUUUUGGGGUAAGCAAUGUGUACAAAGCUUGCAUACUUGUUACCAUCAGGGAUUCUUUGAUAAGCAAGUUUGCAGAAACUACAGAAUUGAUGCGUUAAGGCGGAGUUAGAGGGCAGUGGUUUUAUAUCGCGUGGAUAGGCAUGCGUAAGCCUUGUGCGAGUUCAUCGUAACGCCCUCUGUGAUACCUGCAAUGCAUGUGUUCUAUUUGUGAGAUACUUGUAAUGCAUGUGUUCUACAGUGUGCCCAAGAAAAGUGUCCGCCUAAAUAUUUUUGAAAUGUAACAAAACCACGAAGUAAAUUUUGGACAUUUUUAGUUGUGCAGAUACUCCUAAUCCUUGGCCUCUUAUCAGUCUUUAAAGUAUGUUUUUUGUAAGAUGGGAAUUUUAUCCAAAUAGUAUUUUGGGGGAGAAUUUUUAAAUGGUCAGGACACCAGCUUUGCAUGUAACCCUUUGGCUCUUAAUAACUAAAGUUUCUUUUUCAUUCAUUUCAUUUAAAAUUAACCAUUCAACUUUCUUUGUUCGGGAUCGGUUUUGUCUAUAUUUAGUAAACUGCUUGCCAAAAUGUAUUCUUUUGUUUCUUGAUUGAGAAGUUAGAAUAUAGUUGUUGAAGUUAGAAUAUAGUUGUUUUUGAUUUUUAAUCAAGGUUUUGGUUCACUUCAACGUAGUUGAAGUCAUUGACUGCCAAGUAAGUUUUACAUGACCCAUAACAUUAAAAGUUUUUGUUGUUCUCGAUGAAAAAAGGUUUUCAAAAAAUGCAUACAAAUCUUUCUAAGUCACAUGAUUUGUAGGAUUGAUUAAGGUGCUGUUUCCUGAAAUAAACGGCAAACAAGUGAUUUUUUAAUAUGUGUUAUAAAUACCGGGAAUCACAGAGGUCUCCGUCCAGUGUUGUGAUCCGUCCAAAUUUACGACAAUUUUGUAAGAAAUCCAGAUUUUUGUAAUGUUUAAUCAAAAAGUGUGAUGUGCAACAUGUUGAUUUAGCUAAUGCAUGCCUGUAAAAAGUUUGCCGUUUUGGAAAUUUGCAGUAUUUUAAAAUCAAAGUCCGUGCAUAUUUCAUCUUUUAGUUUAAUUUACAUUAUAAUACUUAAUCUUUUGAUUUACUACACCUAUUUCAGUCUGGCGUUGUCGCUUUGACGCAAAUACAUUUUGGUUUCAAAAUUUUCACUGUGUACUGAUUUUCCAUUGAUGAAACUCUAGAGGCAUAUAGAAUGAUUGCAACAGUCGAUCUUCUGAAGUAAUUCUGAACCGUUUCAAAAAUUGAACUGUUCAUGUACUUCAUUCAGAUCUGAAGAAUAAUUGGAAAUCACAAAACGGUACGCCCUAUUUCUUUGCAUGUUCCACCUUUAAAAUCUUGCAUGAGUUAGAGGCCAUGUUGAAUGUGCCUUAGGUUUUUCAAGUAUUAUACAUUGUAUUGUGCAAAUGUAUCGUUUGAAAUUUCUGAAAUAAAAACUGUUUGUGAUUUUAUCAUUCAGAAA
Molecule: messenger RNA, 2322 nt
Organism: Patiria miniata (bat star)
Lineage: Eukaryota; Metazoa; Echinodermata; Asteroidea; Valvatida; Asterinidae
Gene: fbxo36
Product: F-box only protein 36-like
Exons: 5
Coding region: 18-626 (202 amino acids)
Molecular function (GO): protein binding
Source: RefSeq, a predicted model, not a curated record